Varroa destructor (honeybee mite) is the source of this 932-nucleotide messenger RNA. RefSeq lists its product as uncharacterized. Lineage: Eukaryota; Metazoa; Arthropoda; Arachnida; Mesostigmata; Varroidae. The record is from RefSeq and is a predicted model, not a curated record.
ACACGAAUUGAAGAAACGUGCUAAUUUAGACUGCUAUGCGGGUUCUAUGGCGCGCAAUUUAAAUUUCUUCUAAAAAAUAACGGACUUUAGUAGCAAUGUUACCUAAACGACGACGCUUGCCAACGUACUUCGGAUAUGAAUACUGAAUUUCGACUAGUAGCUAAUCAGGUCUUCUUGCCGUCUGACAUGACGCUCACUGGGGAAAUUUUUCUUCAGCACGCCAGAAAAACUCGGGCUAAUGCCAUCAGCCUUCGGAAGGAGAUAGCCAAUUACUUUAAUCGCCAGCUAUGCCAGGUUUUCGAUAGCGAUAACGACACGGAAACAGUGACGUCGACUGCUGUUAAGCAAUUGAGACAAGUAACCGAAAAUCCUAAGGAUCCUAGCGAGGUCUUGCCAACACCUAACCAGUCAAUCUCUGUAGAUCGACGACAUCCUGGAUUAUGCAAUUUGCAAAGACACUCAAUAGAAGGCAUUUCGCAAUUUGCCUCAGUCCGUUUACUGAGGCAUCAGGGAGCGGUGCCACGUCGUUCGGUACCACGCUCAACGCAUUUGUUUACUCCAGCGUCUCCAGUUUCUAAACCUCUACGGCGCAGCGAACAAGACGCUUCUCUUUCGGACCCAUUGGCAACCAAAUAUGUGCAAUGAUCUGUCUAUCAGCCGGUAUAACACUGAGGAAGGCCAAUGAAGGUAUUAUUGCCAAGUAACCACCUGGGUCCGAAACGUAAACGACGACCGCCUUCGGAUAAGUAUAUUUAUAAAGAAAAGUCACCGAGCAAUCGCAAAAUUUUGCUGACGCCUGAUAAAAUGAUUAAGCUGAAGAAUUGAUCAAAUUGAGGUAUUUAUAGCGCAGCUAUAGUUUGCGAUAGAAUUUGAAGGAAAGCGUGAAGAAGGCCUUGGCAAACGAGUUAUGACGAGUCAUUCGGGACGUGGUA